This is a messenger RNA of Tripterygium wilfordii, 576 nucleotides long. RefSeq lists its product as uncharacterized. The transcript is spliced from 2 exons. The record is from RefSeq and is a predicted model, not a curated record. NCBI's taxonomy places the organism in Eukaryota, Viridiplantae, Streptophyta, Magnoliopsida, Celastrales, Celastraceae. Bases 1 to 576 code for a protein of 191 amino acids.
AUGGAGUAUUUCUCAAGGCAGCUUAGUAUUGCCACUGCUAACCCUAGGGUUAAUUUUCACUCGAAGUGCUGCCAUCAAAGGAUCUCUCAUUUGGCUUUUGCUGAUGACAUUUUACUAUUGUCUAGAGGUGAUGUCCCUUCUGUUGGUAUUUUAUACAAUGAGCUACGGACUUUUGGCAGAGUUUCAGGCUUAUCUAUAAACGUAGCAAAAUCCUCUAUCUUCUUUAGUGGUAUCAGUCAACAUUGUAGGGAAACCCUACUGCUCCUCACUGGGUUUACUGAGGGGAGGUUCCCCUUCAACUAUUUGGGGGUGCCAAUAAGUCCUCAUAGGCUUCUUGUCAGUAGACUGGAGCUGAUCAGGUCUGUCCUUCAAGGAAUUGAGCAGUUCUGGAUUGGUAUCUUCCCUCUACCUCACCAGGUUAUUAAUAAAAUCUCCAGUAUUUGUAGGAACUUCUUGUGGACUGGUGAUAUAUCUAGAAGCAAGUAUGCUUUGGUUGCUUGGAAGGAUCUAUGUGUGCCUAAGCAAGAGGGGGCCUGGGUUUGUUUAACUUGGAAGCUAGGAAUAUGGGGUUUCUAA